Messenger RNA from Cylas formicarius (sweet potato weevil), 5457 nucleotides. RefSeq names its product stress-activated protein kinase JNK (gene bsk). The transcript is spliced from 13 exons. Gene Ontology annotation, biological process: JNK cascade; protein phosphorylation. Bases 571 to 1752 code for a protein of 393 amino acids. The record is from RefSeq and is a predicted model, not a curated record. Gene Ontology annotation, cellular component: cytoplasm; nucleus. Gene Ontology annotation, molecular function: ATP binding; JUN kinase activity. NCBI's taxonomy places the organism in Eukaryota, Metazoa, Arthropoda, Insecta, Coleoptera, Brentidae.
UUUUGCCGAAGUCGGUUCUUGGCUGUCGUCGUUAUGUGGAGUGGUUUGUGUCGGUAAAAUUUUGCUACGACUUCAUGUUUUGUGUUUAAAAAACGCCCGUGUUUUGGUGCGCCCGAAUUCCGAGUGGGAAGUUACGUAUCGCCGCCUGCAACCGACCUAUGACACAACGCCAUCGUUAACACGACCGACUUCCCUAGUUUUCAAGAGAUUUUUCCGUAUUUUGCCCACCAUCGAUAUUAAAAUGGAUUGUUCUUGACAUCGGGCCAGAAGUACUGGGACUGGCGGAAUAAGAUGUCUCGUCUCUCUCAGUUUUACACCGUCGAGGUGGGCGACACCAAAUUCACCAUACUGAAGAGGUACCAGAAUCUGAAACCGAUCGGAUCGGGGGCGCAGGGGAUCGUGUGUUGAUUUGGGAAUGCGCUUGAGUGUCUCGAUUUUGUUGGCGUAGUGUGGUUUUCGGUUUGUUUGGCCCUCCCUCAAUGGACUGAGAGCCCUCCACCCACCGCCCAAGCACUCUCCCGCCAUCCUCACCCGUAUUUUCGUUUUUUUUACCCCCCCCCCCCCCCCACAAUGAACAUCCGCGAGGGGUUCGCGCAGCACACGUUCGGCGAUACCGAAUUUUGGGUACCCGCCCAGUACGCCGAGUUGGAACCCAAAGGGGGCGGCGCCCAAGGUCUUGUGUGCGCCGCUGUGGACACGGUGACGGGACAGAACGUGGCAAUAAAAAAGCUGAGCAGGCCGUUCCAGAAUGUGACGCACGCCAAGCGGGCGUACAGGGAGUUCAAGCUGAUGAAGCUGGUGAACCACAAGAACAUCAUCGGUCUUCUGAAUGCGUUCACUCCCCAACGCUCGUUAGAAGACUUCCAGGACGUGUAUCUCGUCAUGGAGCUGAUGGACGCGAACCUCUGCCAAGUCAUCCAGAUGGACCUGGACCACGAGAGGAUGAGCUACCUGCUCUAUCAAAUGCUGUGCGGGAUCAAGCAUUUGCACUCAGCCGGCAUCAUACAUAGGGACCUCAAACCUAGCAAUAUCGUUGUGAAAUCCGACUGUACGUUGAAAAUACUGGAUUUCGGAUUGGCGAGGACGGCCGGUACAACGUUCAUGAUGACGCCGUACGUCGUGACGCGUUACUACAGGGCGCCGGAGGUCAUCCUCGGUAUGGGAUACACCGAGAACGUCGACAUUUGGUCGGUGGGGUGUAUAAUGGGCGAAAUGAUCAGGGGCGGCGUGUUAUUCCCCGGCACCGAUCACAUAGACCAGUGGAACAAAAUAAUCGAACAACUGGGUACCCCGUCGCAACAGUUCAUGGUGAGGCUGCAGCCGACCGUCAGGAACUACGUGGAAAAUCGGCCCAGGUAUCCCGGAUUUUCCUUCGAAAAGCUGUUCCCCGACGUCCUCUUCCCGUCCGACAGCAAUGAACACAACCGGCUCAAGGCCUCGCAAGCGCGAGAUCUUCUUUCCAGGAUGCUGGUGAUCGACCCCCAGAGCAGGAUAUCGGUGGACGACGCCCUCCUUCACCCGUACAUCAACGUUUGGUACGACGAACAAGAGGUGAACGCGCCCGCACCGGGUCCGUACGACCACAGCGUGGACGAACGCGAGCACACGGUAGAGCAGUGGAAAGAACUGAUCUACCAGGAGGUGAUGGAGUACGAGAGCUCGCACGGUCGGGGGGCGUCGGGCAGCUCGCCGCAGCCCAGUCCGGCCGCGCCAAACUCCAACGAGCCAAAUGGUACGGAUCCCAUACGGUAGAACAGGCUAUUAAAUAAGAAGAAGCACAACAUUGUACUAGUCUAAGAGCAACAUACCGAAUAAUCAAGCCGUAACCGUAGCAGAAACCCACAAUAGAGUUCCGAUUGGUGGUGCAGGUGCCGGGAUUGGAAACUGUAACAAAAAAGUAAAACGAGGACAAUAUUGGAGAGAGUGGAUAGGAAAAAAGUAUUGGCGGUGUCGAAGUGAAGUUACGAGUACUUUGAAAAAAAAAAUCACAGACCUAAGAGUGAAAGUAACGGGUACCAAUCUUGUAUUCACUGCAAAAAAAAAACCACCAUAAUCCCCUAAUCAUUACGUGUGAUAAAAUCGUCUCUUUUUUUUACACAUAUAUAUAUAUAUAAAUAUAUAUACACAUUAUAUUUUUUCUAGGUUCCGUGUCAAAAAUUUUGGCAAUAAGUGGUGGGGGCGGCCGAGGCGCGGGAGGGGGCGGGCCGCCACGAUUUGUGCAAUAUGCGAGAGUGGAUUUUUGGCACGGCGACCUUUAUUUAUUUUUUGCGUUUCUCGGUAGUCAGCGGGGCAGCUGGAGGGGGUGGAACGACGAAGGGUCGACUUUUUUUUCCUACCGCCCUCAAUCAUUGUAUUUUUGUUAUUUUUUUUAGCAAUAUUAUCAUUAACUAACCCCCACCCCCCACCCCUCUCAGCGCCAGUCGCGUCGAUCGUAUCGACUCUCUUAGUUUAAAUGUAUUUAUGACGUAAGUAUAGUCGAGUUUUUAACGAGAUAUUAUUAUUAUGAUUUGACGCGGUUGUUUUUAUUUUUGUAGCUCUAAAAGUAAUUACAUUUUAGUGGUAGCGCGUAUAAUAUUUGAAAAUUUUCAAGUUAAAAGUUAAAAUACGUAGUAGAGAACAUUAAAAAAAAAAACAUAAAAAAAAAACAAAAACAAAGAAGAGGCACAAUUUGAAACGAGUUUUGGGCCGUAAUAGUGUAUAUGGGGUGUCGGGUAAUAUUCUAGGCGAAACGAAUUUUAUUGUAUGCAAGACCGGGGCCAGUCGGACAUUAUAUUUGUUUGCUAGAUUAUUCUUCAAUUUUUUUUAACGUUUGAUCUACCAAAACGUUCCGGGUCUACUUGGGCAUCCACGUAUCACAUUAAGUCAACAAUUACAGGCUACGGGGUUACUUGGCAUACGAGGCGUGUUCAAAAAGUAAAGUGACUUAAAUUUUAUCAAAAAAUAUUUAUUUAUUCGUGAAUAUAAAAUGUUGACUCCUUCAAAGUACUUGUUCCGACGUUUUUUCCAAUCCUCGGAGCACUUCUGGUAUAGCCUUGAGUUCUUCCAGCGAUUCGUUCUAAACCUCCUUUCAUGGGUUUGUUGAGUUUUGGGAACAGGAAAAGUCACAGGGCGCCGUAUCCGGCGAAUAUGGUGGCUGGGGCACGAUUCUGGUUUUGUUGUUGGCCAAAAAGUUAGGCACAAGCAACGAUGAGUCAGCAGGUCCAUUAUCGUCAUGCAAAAUCCAAGAAUUGUUUUCCCGAUAAUUCCGGAUUUUUUCUUCGCAAACGGCGCAUAACUUCAGAGUAAAACUCUAGUGACUAAAACUCUAUAACGACUAAAAAAAGAUUUUAUUAUAGCAAGUAGAAGAAUAAAUCACUUGGUACUUAGUAUUUUUCCGAGCAUCUGCUUUUGGAAGUGGUCGCACCUCCUCGGCACUCAAUAUGCUGGCAGGUCGACAUUUUGUAAUCUGCUCACCCAUUGUCAUUUGCAGUGGACUGUUCAGUUAUACAGUACUUUGAUCAUUUAAUUCAGUGUCAUUUAAUCCACUGCCAUUUGAGGUACAUGUCUUUUCGUUCGCUAAAUCCUCAUUUACACUUGUAGGAUCAGGUCUAUCUGUUACAGAGGAAGGUAGAAGGUCAGCAUCAGAGAAAAUGUUUUUUGAAAACAAGCCAUUGUAUUUGUUGGUGUAGUAGCCGAAGAUUGUUUCACAACUCCAGGGAUAUCGUAUACUGACAAUGUUUUGCCUAGAUUAUUGACCAUCCAGGUGUCCAUAGCAAAGUUCCAAUACUUGUUAAGUGGUCCAUAAACGCUCCUAUCUCAGGGCUGCAGCUUAUGCGACUAAUGGGGAGGAAAUGAUGAAACUGUAACCCCAUUCUCUUUAGAAACAUCCAAGGCCAGCACGGAUAAGUGGGAAUCAUGAUUGUCAAGCAGUAAAAUGGUCCCCCUUCAACCAUCCUAAACUUCCAACUUAUUAAAUAAUUUACUAAUAUCAUGAAUGACAGAACAAUGUUCAUACGCUUGGCUUGACCUAAUGAUUAUUACAAGAGUUGUUAACAUUUAGUCAACCAACCCCAUUAGUGAACUAGCCCCGGUCUCCUCUAUCGGCAAAUAUCAAAUUUUAAUCGUCACCUUUUCGACACUUUUCGAUUACACGUAGCCAAAUUAUUUCGACCCAAAAAAUACAAUACUAACCGUUUUUUUCCCGGACACCUUGUAUUUUUUUCUCUAACCCCGCAACUGCAGUGGGCGCUGUGAAAAAUCAAUCCUAUUUUCGGCGUUACCGGUUUGCGGGGUUGCCACGUCCGCGAUUGUUACGGCUCGAGACGAGCUGGCAAACCGUUCAUCCGAUCCAAAAAAAAAAUUAAUAUAAUAAUAAUAAUUAUAAUGAUAAUGAAAUAAACCGAAAUGCAAAACUGUAAAAAGUUAAAGAAUUUAGGUAGUGAAUUUUAGGCGUAAUCGUGAGUUUUUGUUGGAGGCCCUGCGGUAAGUACUGAAAGGUUUGAGGAGGAUGUCCGGAACGCGGGGGUUUUAAGUAGACAAUAGGCAACGCAAUACACCAAAACGUUUAGUUAGAGUGGCGGUUAUGAUAACGCGAUCAUUCAAACGUUGUACCGUUUUAAUCGUUCAAUGAAACACUCGACAACACUGUAAUCUCGUGCUCGAUCGUUUUUCUUUUGUGUAAAAAAAACAUGUUGACUAUGUAAAUACAACACCUUUCCUUUUGUAGUUGAUCCGAGGGAAUCGCCGCGAGGCGUUCGUUUGUUUAUGUAAAUGGCCACCCUAGAGUACUCUUUAGUACUGUAUGUAUUGCUUAUAUUGUUCCGCUUUGUAAAUAAAGUGAACAAGUGAAACCGUUUUUGUUGGAUGAUGAAUUUGUCAUCCCUCCCAAACGUAAUGUCCAUGUUCCCUGUAUAAUAUCGCAUUUUCUUUGAACGAGAUGAGUCCGCGUGACGUAAUGCAACCGCAACUGUCAUCCGAGAAUCAACUCUUCACCAAUAUGGGAAACAGUCAUACGAGACGGUGUUUAUGCCCCUUAUUUAGCUCCGCUCCCCUCAAAUGAUAUAUAAGCAGGUACAACAGGAUGACUGAUGAAGUUCGACUCAGCAAAAACCGACGCAUGAGGAAUCCAGAAGUUUUGUAAAAAGUAUUACAGUAGCCUGCCGAAGUUUCUUUGAAAAAUAUGAGGUUAUGGCAACUUGAGUCAGUGGCGUAUUUAUAGGAACGGAAAAAAUAAAACUUCAAAAACAAAAACCACGAAAACCCAUAAUGUAAAGAGCAAAGAAGGGGAACAAAAACUAGUCAUUGUCGAAAAAAAUAUCCUCCGCCGAGUCUGAUUUAAGCAUAUCGAUAACAACUGGGAGAAUCAAUCAUCAACUUUUCCCUUUCGCAAACCUGUGUGCUUCCAAGCAAUAGUUGUUCCAUUCGAAUACCUCAUCAGAAGUAUUAUUAUUUUACUUGAGCAUGUGCUUCAGAUAUUAC